GCCUCGCUAAACCGCCCGCCGCUCCCUCCUCUCCUGCUCUGGGCUCCGGCCGCUUUCUUCUUCGCUGGCACCGCCGCUGCCGCUCCGAUCGCUGCUCUUGCCCCGCCACGGCCCCCGCCGUCUCCAGAUUACCAUGGGUUCUGUUGGCACUGGAUUGCUGAAGGGCUUGAGGAGAGUCUUAGAGAAGCAAAGGAAACCAGUUGAUUUAUGCAGAACAUCACGAGCUUGGAGUUCUACAGUUUCUUUCUCUGAUAUUGAUGAGAAGGAUGACAUGGGUGAUGAUGGCGAUUUGAAAGAUUCAAGGAGAGAGUUAGAACCCCAAAGCGUGGACCCCAAGAAGGGCUGGGGAUUCCGUGGCGUUCAUAGGGCUAUAAUAUGUGGUAAAGUUGGACAAGCGCCUGUGCAGAAAAUUUUACGUAAUGGGCGGACGAUAACUAUAUUUACUAUUGGAACUGGUGGCAUGUUUGACCAGAGGGUAAUUGGGUCUGUGGAUACACCAAAGCCGGCUCAGUGGCAUCGAAUAGCUGUUCAUAGCGAGCAUCUAGGUGCUUAUGCUGUUCAGAAGUUGGUGAAAAACUCUGCGGUAUAUAUCGAGGGUGAAAUCGAAACCAGAGUCUACAAUGACGGCAUUGAUGGUCAAGUCAGGAAUAUACCGGAGAUCUGUAUUCGGGGUGAUGGUAAGAUUCGACUGGUUAAAUCUGGGGAGAGUGCUGCUAGCAUAUCACUAGAUGAGCUGAGAGACGAAUUUUUCUAGUUACAGCUAUCGAUGUCAGCAUAAGCAGGUGGUGGCUCAUAACUAGUGGCGAGUUAAGUUGAGAAUAAGGGGAAGCUCCACCAAGCUGCUGCUGCUUUGUUGAAGCCUUGGAGGCUAAGAUGGACACUGUCACAUCUCAGCCUUGCCAGAAGCAGUUAAACUUUACCGGUGGAUGCACGUAAUACCUUCGCGGAACCCGCGGUCGUGUGGCGACCGGUGAACUGUUUUACGACGGUGGAUGGAUGAUAUGAUGUACCGAAUGAUUGUUCAAGGUAGACAUGGUAGAUUGGUGUGUAGCGCGGCCCAGAAGGUCCCUGAGACUGAGAGCCAUGCACUAUUGUUCUCGUGUGAGUCAUCUUGUGUAGGGGUGAAGUAAUUUGGAAUGGUCACAAAAUUGCUGACUG
This is a messenger RNA of Triticum dicoccoides, 1158 nucleotides long. Its product is annotated as single-stranded DNA-binding protein, mitochondrial-like. The record is from RefSeq and is a predicted model, not a curated record. Gene Ontology annotation, biological process: mitochondrial DNA replication; positive regulation of helicase activity. The transcript has 8 exons. Gene Ontology annotation, molecular function: single-stranded DNA binding. Gene Ontology annotation, cellular component: mitochondrial nucleoid. The coding region runs from base 134 to 754 and encodes 206 amino acids. NCBI's taxonomy places the organism in Eukaryota, Viridiplantae, Streptophyta, Magnoliopsida, Poales, Poaceae.